Bacillus rossius redtenbacheri is the source of this 20085-nucleotide messenger RNA. It is a transcript of the gene gw, whose product is annotated as protein Gawky. Gene Ontology annotation, molecular function: RNA binding; protein binding. The transcript is spliced from 24 exons. Gene Ontology annotation, biological process: miRNA-mediated gene silencing by inhibition of translation; positive regulation of nuclear-transcribed mRNA poly(A) tail shortening. Gene Ontology annotation, cellular component: nucleoplasm; P-body. Lineage: Eukaryota; Metazoa; Arthropoda; Insecta; Phasmatodea; Bacillidae. Bases 976 to 5847 code for a protein of 1623 amino acids. The record is from RefSeq and is a predicted model, not a curated record.
UAUCGCUAAAUGGACAUGAAUGUGUGUUUGUAUUACUUGUUAAUUCAUCGCGAUAGGUGUGUAUUAUUUUUAUUUGUACUAAAAAGUAGUUUUGGUAGCUGUAAAACAGCGCGUUGUUGCCAUACGUUACGUCCUGUUUUUCGUAUAUGGUAGGCUGCGUGUAUUGCCAGGAAUGUUUACGUUUGGUAACAUAAAUAUUUGCGUUUUUUUUUGUGACAGCGAAGAAUUUACAAUAAUGUAGACUUAUGCAUGAUGUUGAGUUAGAUCACUAUUUUGUAUCUUCGAUCUUUCUGACUGCGCUUUAUGAAUAUAUUAUUGAACAUUUUUAAAGCGGUUUUCGUAUCUGGGUAACCGGAUUUAUUUGCACCAAUUAUUUAUUAACCUGUGCAAUGGAAGUUGAACAAAAUAUUGUACAACAUAAUGUUCAGACGUAGUUGGGACUUUGCCAUCCAUGGCAAGCUGCUAAAAUAACCCCACCCGUUUGGUGAAGUAUACCAGACACCAGUAUACUGUGACUUCUCGCGGCCCGGGACUAGUAUUGCUUGUCAGAACAGCUUGCACAGCUCCUAGUCCCGUGCCACGUAAAUGACUGCGAUCAAUAUGCGGCUGGUGCAGUAUGUUCGCUCAGGAUCUCGUAAUGCCACUAACGGUAAACGGCGCAAAUACAGCUUCUACUUGUUUUGCUGUUGCCUAGUCAUUGCCAAGGAAAAUUUUAUUUAUCACCUAAAAAAAUGAUAAAUUGUGAUCUUUGUGACGGGCAAGUAGGGGCACGUAACGAACGGUGGAACAGCCGCGUGGAUGCCGUGCCGUGAUUGGACCGUUUUGCAUUUGCAGGUUGCAACCGAGACUUCACCGUCUUCGCUUCACUGUUCGGCCAUCAGUUUUCAUCUCUGCCAAAAUGAUUGCAUGCUGUGUGUAUUUUAGUCAAUAAGGAGUGGUACUGGUGUUACCUGCCAAAGAAUUAAUUCCAACCUAAUGUUUCCAAACGAAUCUAGUUCAGCGGAUAUUUUGAGAUAUGCAAAUGCCUUUCCACAGAACUUUCAGGAUGAUGCAUUUGGCAACCGGCUGCCGGCUAGGAGGCUAGCCGCGAGGCAGCCAGUGCCCAGCAAUGUAGCGACGAGUGCAACUGCACAAUCCAAUCCUAUCGACCAAGUGCCUGCUUCAAGGGAUGCAACCAAUGAAAGACCUGCCUCUGUUGCUGGUGCAGUGGCUGGUGAUGGAGAAUGCAGAUUAUCACAAGCUCAAAUGUUAAGCACAACUCACGAAGGUUCCAAAGAUGGAGCGGAAAUGUCUCGGCACGCAGCUGUAGAAAACUCGCUUCCAGGGGCAAAUGAUGGUGAUGUGAAACAGUCCAAGAUGGGAAUGUGCGAGCACGCUCACCAACACCCCAGUUCCAAGUCUGAGGCCUUGUGCCAGGAGGGCCGGCGAGAGCACAGGGUCGGGGCGCGAGCUGGCCCCGACUCACACUCCCUGCUCUCUCCCGAGGCUGUAUUCUCUGCGUCUGUGAUAUCCAGCUCAAGUUGCGGCACCGCGCAGUCUCCGUCCCACCACCGUGCAUGCCGGCCUGCCACUUCUUCCAGCAGCAAUAGUGAUAGUUCAUGUGCACAAAGUCUGGACACGAGCGCGACUGGUGGUGCCGGCAACGCCGACUCUCUUACGAUUACUCAAGAUUUCAACGAUUCUAGUGAAUUGAGGAUCGCUUCGCCUGUCUGUAACAUUCCCGGGGUUACGCCCGCUUCAACAGUCCAGGGUAUCGUGCCCAUUAGCUUUAAUGAUAUUACUAACGUUAGCGAUGAGCGUGUGAUGUCGGACGAUGGACCCGCCUCGAACGUCGGGUGGGGCAUCCCCAAGGGUCUGGGGUUGCGAGGUGGGGGCGAGAGCUCCCUGAAUGCCGGGACCACGAGCUGGGGGGCUCAGCCCGGGGGCGGUGCUAACCCUGGCAACCCGGCUGGCACGGGCUGGGGCGGCAGCAGCCAGGGACAGGGUGGCACCGGCAACCAGGGGCAGUGGGGCAGUGCUGCCAACAGGAGCGGGGCUACCAGCCAGGGCUCGACCAGUCAGCAGGGCGCAGCGGGCGGCGCCAGCAAGGGCGGGAGCGGGCAGCCGGUGCCGCAGCCGGGCCAGCAGGGGCCGGCCCCCGCCCCGCAGGCCCAGCAGAACGGGGCCAGCACGUCGUGGGCGCAGGCGGCGGGCAAGGGCCUGCCGGCCGGCCCCCAGGGCUCGGCCCCCAGCACCAGCAGCACCACUGCCACCACCACCACCACCACCGCGACGGUGGCCAGCACCACCACCACCACUCCCAGCACCAACACCUCCACCAAGCAGCAGCUGGAGCAGCUCAGCACCAUGCGCGAGGCGCUCUUCAGCCAGGACGGCUGGGGCGGCCAACACGUGAACCAGGACACUGGCUGGGACAUCCCCCCGUCCCCCGAGCCGGGAGCCAAGGACGGUGUGCCAGCUUGGAAACCAAAUGUUAACAAUGGAACGGACCUUUGGGAGGCGAACUUACGAAAUGGUGGCCAGCCUCCACCCACCCAAACCCAGAAAACCCCAUGGGGUCACACCCCCACUACCAACAUUGGUGGCACGUGGGGCGAGGACGACGACAUCGCAGAGAGCUCUAAUGUGUGGAAAGGCGUUCCUUCUAACGUGGGCCCGGCAGCGCCUGCCGGCCAGUGGGGUGCAAACCCCACGCCUGCCGCUGGUGGAAUGUGGGGAGUGCCCAAGAAAGAGAACGACUGGGUCGGAGGGACCGCGAACGUCGCCUCUAAUUGGGGUGAUCCGCGGACGGAUCCCCGGGGGGACCCUCGGAACAUGGGCUCCUUGGACCCGCGCGACAUGCGUGGCACCAACGAUCCUCGGGAGUUGCGAGGGAGUGGCAUGCUGGACCCCCGUGACCACAUGCGCGGAGUGGUGGACGGCAUGCGGGGAGACCCCAGGGACAUGCGCAGCAUGGGCGACAUGCGCGGGACGGACCCCAUGAUCCGAGGGGACCCGCGCAUCAGCGGGCGCCUGAACCCCAGCGUUGCGGACGGAGCGAUGUGGGGGCAGCCUCCCCAGCCGCCGCACCACCACGGUCCCCACCACCAGCCGAACCAGCCCCCCGGGAAGCUGGUGGGGCCGGGCGCCGCCGUCAACCAGUGGACGGGCCCUCCGCCCAAGGACAUGGGUAUGUCGGGGACGGGUCCCAAGCCGUCCGGCUGGGAGGAGCCGUCUCCACCAGCCCAGAGGCGCAGCAUUCCCAACUACGACGACGGGACUUCGCUCUGGGGCAACCCUUCGCAGCAGCAGGCCAGACUAGGAGGCAAGGUCUCACACUGGAAGGAGAUGCCCUCGUCCAACAUGGGUCGAGGUGGCCUGCAGUGUCCUCCGGGAAUGCCUCAGAGCCGGUUGCCAGGCAACGCCCCUGGGAAUAUUAAGGCAGAUGGCCCGUUGUGGGGACACCCUCCCAGGAACGGCUCCUGGGGCGAGGGGCCCCACGAGGCGGUCGGUGCCGGCUGGACCGACGACCCCAAGAGUGGCGUCAACGUGGGCGUCGGCUCUUGGAACGAGAACCCGCUGACUCCGACCGCGUGGGUGGGGGGGCCCAAACCCAACACCUCCAUGAACCCCGGCUGGGUGGAGGACGACUCGCUGCAGACUUGGGGCCCGCCGCCCAAGCAGGGCCACAAACCUUUGUCAAAGGAUUUGUUGUGGGCUAGCAAGCAGUUUCGCAUUCUUGUUGACAGAGGAUAUAAGAAAGAAGAUGUGGAAAGUGCUUUACGUAGUUCCAACAUGAACUUUGACGAUGCCCAAGAACUUCUAACGGCAGGCAGGCUGAACGUAGAGUGGCGUAGGCAUGAGGACCACUCGCCCUUCGACCUCACCUCGAACCAUCCUAGUUCAGGAUUCCCAGGCCAGAGAUUCAACCCCGUCGCACAGCAGAUGCCUUUUGCUCCUCCUGGCGGGCCGGGCGUCAGCAGCACUCCCGGCCUCAUGACCAACCUGGGCGCGGGCAACCCCAGCCUGGCCAGCAUCAACAGCAUGAGCCCGGCCAUCGUGCAGAAGAUCCUGACCCAGCAGCCGCCGCCGCAGCAGCCGCCCGCCCACCAGCAGCAGUUCGCGCAGGGCUCGCGCGGGCCCCAGAACCAGCCCUCCACCGCGCAGCUGCGCAUGCUCGUGCAGCAGAUACAGAUGGCCGUGCAGGCCGGCUACCUCAACCACCAGAUCCUGAACCAGCCGCUGGCGCCCCAGACCCUGAUCCUACUGAACCAGCUGCUGCAGCAGAUCAAGGUGCUCCAGCAGCUGCUGCAGCAGCAGGCGGUGAUCCACGCGCAGCCCGCCAAGAGCAACUCCAACGCCGUGCUGCAGGUGUCGGUGCAGAUCACCAAGACCAAGCAGCAGAUCAACAACCUGCAGAACCAGAUAGCCUCGCAGCAGGCGAUCUACGUGAAGCAGCAGCAGCAGCACCACCACAUGUCCCAGGGCCCACAGCCCGGCGACUACAAGACCAGCUACCACGACCCCCUGGCCUCGCUGCACUCCAACUUCACCGACCUGUCCAUCAGCAAGGAGCCCCAGGUGUCAUUUCAGACCCAGCAGUCGCGGCUGAUGCAAUGGAAGUUACCGUCCGUCGACAAAGAUGGGGAUGGCAUGAACGAGUUCAGUAGAGCUCCUGGCAGUACUACCAAGCCGUCACUGCCUCAGAGCCAUUCGUCACCCAACAUUAAUCCUCUGUUGGGACAAGGAGAUGGCACGUGGUCGACAGUCACCCGGUCGGCCUCGGACACCGGGUGGCCCGACUCCAGCGGCACCGACACCAGCGGUCAGCCCGACAACAAGGAGGCUUGGCCAGUUACAUCGCAGUCUGGUUCCGCCGCGUUCACCGAUCUGGUCCCCGAGUUUGAACCAGGGAAGCCCUGGAAGGGCAAUCAGAUGAAGAGCAUCGAAGAGGACCCAAGCAUCACUCCCGGGUCGGUCCAUCGCUCUCCCCUGUCCUUGGCCACCAUCAAGGAUUCCGAGAUAUUCAGCGGUGGGAGCAAGACGUCUCCGACCGUGAGCACCUCCGUGGACACGGCAGUUCCCCCUCUCAGCCUCUCGUCGUCCACCUGGAGCUUCAACCCCCCGUCCUCCACCGCGCUGUCGUCGUACACCAGCCCCCUCGGCAAGCUGGGCGCGUCGAAGGGCCCGUGGGGGGAGGCCCCCCCGCCGACGGCGGUGACCAGCGAGCUGUGGGGAGCACCCAUGAACAAGUCGCGGGGGCCGCCGCCCGGCCUGUCGUCCAAGAGCACGGCGGGGCUGGGGGGCGGGGUCAGCAGCAACGGGUGGGGUGCCGUGGGGGGCGGCCACUCGUCGUGGGGGUCCGGCGGCAGCGGCAACUGGGGCUCCACUUGGCUCCUGCUCAAGAACCUCACUCCGCAGAUUGAUGGCUCCACUUUAAAAACAUUAUGUAUGCAGCAUGGACCAUUGCAGAACUUCCACUUGUACCUGAACCACAGCAUUGCGCUUGCCAAAUACUCAACUCGGGAAGAAGCCAACAAGGCCCAGGGUGCCCUGAACAACUGCGUGCUGGGCAACACGACGAUCUUCGCCGAGUCCCCCGGGGCGUCGGAGGUGCAGGCCCUGCUGCAGCACCUGGGGCAGCAGCCCGGCUCGUCGGGGGGCUGGGGCGGCCUGCGGGCGGGUGCCGCGCCCCCCACCACCAAGAGUUCGGGCUCGGCGGACGCCUGGGCGCCCUGGGCGGCCCCGGGCCAGUCGGGGGGCGCCCUGUGGGGGGCCGGCCAGCUGGAGCCGGACCAGCACCGGGCCACGCCCUCCUCGCUCAACUCCUUCCUGCCCGGGGACCUGCUGGGGGGUGAGUCCAUGUGAGCGCCCGCCCGCCCGCUCGCCCCUCUCUCCUUGUGAUAUUCUGUUCCUUUGUACGCCAGCGGAUCUCAGCUUCCUAAACGGCUGCUUGCUUGGUUUAUUGUUAACUGAGGCAUUUUUAAAAGUAUUUCAGACUGCACCGCGUUGUGCACACACACAAAUGAUUAGCUCAUGUGUCAUGUAAGUUGAAGCUAGGGGUAUAUUGUCCAACUGCAAACAAAAAGUGUUCAAUUUGUAUUAAGAUGUGUGUGUAGUUAUCGUAAGUGUUAAAGACUUGAGACUUGGUGCAAUGAUGCGAUAGAGGAGACGCUAUAUUGACAUUCUCAACUGUGCUGUGACGAUCGAGUGGCUUUCUUUUUAAUUUAACUUCCCCUGUCCAAUCAAAAAAAAAUAGCUCUCUUUACUAAAGUAAGAUCUAAUAAUACUAGUAAUAACUAUAAAUUGUUAUGCUUGAACUAAAAAAAAAAAAUUAUGGUGCCGAAUGAAUCUUUAAGUACAUGAACAUUUAUGCUUCUGGAGAAAUAACAUUGUAUUUUUUAUUUUCACUACAGAAGCAAAAAUUGUAGUAAAUUGCUCCUAAAUAAUAGUAAUAAGUAUAAUGUUAGUGAUAGUGUUAGUUUGUAAUAUUUUGAUGUAGACUAUGGAAGUCUUCAUAACUGGCUUGUAUAGUUUUUGUGUAGUUGGUUGAUGGGUGUAAAUAUUUUGUGCUUAACAUUUUUUCCUCAUUAUCUGCCACUGUUGUACCAAAAGAUCAAUAAGAACUUGUAUGUUCAUUUUAUCUAGGUUGUAAGUCUUUAAAUUUAAGGUUUUUAAACAUAAAAUACAGAGUAUAAAACUAAAGUAUAUAAUAUAUAUACAUAUAUAUUUAAAAUAUAAAUGAAAACUUACAAAGUGCAUUGCCCCAGGCAGAAAUGUAGCCAACAGUUUCACGUAUCAAAACGUUAGCUGCAUCCUUAAAAUUAUUGUGAUACUAUUAUUAACUAUAAAUGGACUUGUGGAUAACUCGUCAAUUCUCUGUUGAGUAUGCCGAGCAUAAGAUUGUGUGGGGUGUAUGUGUGAAGCAAAUUUGUUUGGCUGUAGUCAUUCAUAUAUAUAUAUAGAGUUAUACUAGUAUAUACUACAUUAAUGAUACAGUUAUGGUAUAAUAUCUUAACUAUUGAGUACAAGUGUUGGUAAAAUUUCUUGUUUCAGUGUUGUAUUUGUGUUAAACAGUCCAGUCCAUCCUUGCCAUUUGCUUUCGAAAACUUACCGUGUGAGAGAGCAAAUUUCGUCGGCCAAUCAAAUACCUCGUGACCAAAUGGUGUAAUAGAAUAAAACUGUUCUGUAUUAGUUGUUCUGAUAGCAGGAACGUGUAUUCAUAUCUGGGUCAACAAAGUCUACGUCAUAUGGGAAUGUAUUUAAGUGUAGGUUACAUUCUCUUUCUACAGUAUUUUUAAUUUAGUGUGGCUGCAGACGUAUUCAUUUGUAUACGUAUCAGUUCUGGUGCAAUACACGUUUGGAGGGUGCUUGCACAUAUUUAACUUGUUUCUCAACCUAAAAGAGUGCAUUUAAAGCCAAAUCACUUAUAUUCGAAGAGAAAAGUAUUCUACCGGUAGUUUUUUUUUAUUAAAGUAGAUAUAUCCAUAUCAGUUGUCUAAAAGUAAUCUAUUAUUAUUAUUAUUAUUACUAUAAGUAUGAAAAAUUGUGAAUUAAUUUAUCACAUCAUGUUGAUAUUCUUGAAAACGUAACUUAACCAAAAGUGAUGUUUGUAGAGUUUUAAAAGUCUGCCAAAAACAGUGGUGAUGUGAUGUUUGACUCUCUAAAAUACCAGUAGUGGAGUAGGUCUUAGGAUAAGUUACAGUUCACUAUAGUGUUGAUUGCUUGUGAUGUAAUCAUAUUAACAGUAACACUAACGUUGCUACGUUUGCUGACGGUACACAGUCGCCUGUUGCCAUCCCUUGCAUUAAAAUUUCUUCCACCGACUGUGUCCGUUGUAAGUUGUAACUGUAUUUAGUACCUAUGCCACCUCCGACACUUGCAAGUCAACUUCUCUUUUGAUAAAGAAAAUUAUCUCAACAAGUUCUUGUUUGCAAAUUAUUUUAUAAUUAUAAUUUUUUAUGUCUACUUUUAUAGGUAAAACUUUUGUAACUUGUUUAGUAAUAAUGUUUUGUGCAUUAUUUGGUUUGUACGAUACAUUUCAUAUUUUAUAAAUGCUAUGUUAAAGAAGACAUAAAAUGCUUCAAAUUUUACUUUUUUUUUUUGUUAUAUAGAGUAUUUUAAUGUGAGUUUCUAUUAUUGUAAUUACAGUUUAUUAGUUACAGCUAUAUUUACCAUAACCCAAGGCAGCUACACAGAAUACCAGAUUUUUAUUAUUAUUAUUAUUAUUAUUAUUAUUAUGUAGUUCCAGCUAAUUUUGUGGUUCAUGAAGUGUGUAACUAAGAAAGCUAAACGAGUGGUAUAAUUUUGGUUCACAUUACAUAUAACUGUCAUUUUGCUGGGGCUGACAGUGCCAUGAAACAGACUGUGAUUUUUCAUUGUGUUACGUUAUGUACAUGUUGCAUGCAAUUUUUCACAUUUAUGCAUUUGUUAUGACUGAUUAUAGUUUUAUAGUCUGUAGUCCAUGUACAGAAAAAUAUGCAAAUUAUUGAAACUACCAUAUUUAACUGGAAAUAAUCAGUUUUAAUUGUUUAGAAUGCUAUUUGAUUCUAAAAUUUUAAGUAUUUUCUUCAGUGUCAUAUUUUAUGAUCUGUUAGUUUAAUAAUAAUUACAAAUACCAUAAAGUUAAAUAACUUAAACAGUUGAGAAUUCAGAAAGCUGUUGGUGGAAUCCACUGCAAGAUUCUUUGGUGGUAGUAAACCAGUGUGAUAGUUGUUUUGCCCAGAGUUCAUGCUUUUGAAGCUGUGAGUAUUGAAGAUGAGCGGGUUGUUAAAUUUAGGGUGUGCUAGUUUGAUGGUUUGGUUGAUUAUUUAGAGACCUUUAAUGCAGAGUUAUAUUCUACUAUUGAAGUGAUUGAUAAUAAAUAUUCAUUGGUACAAAGUAUGAGGGAAAUAUUCAGGGAUGGUGCAAUGGCACAGGUAAAUAAAGCUAUGUUGCUGUGUUGAUUCUAGGUGUAAGAAGAGAGAGUAUCUAAAGGCAAUAAAGCUUGAGGUGUAUUUGUUCACUGUUAAUGCUCAUCCUGUUAUUGAAAAAUGUACUUCUCCUCAAGUAUUGGUAAAUAGCUAAACAUUAUUUUAUCUUGUGUUUGACCCCAAGUGCAUUCUGCAACAAUCUUUUUAUACAUCUGAUUGGCCAGUUUUAUGGUAUCAUUCCUAAGAUCCAGCAGCUUAAAAAAUAUACCAUAUUCACUCAAACAUAAGACCAGAAUUUUUCGUUGAAAGACCAUCUAAAAAACAAGAGUCGUCUUCUAAUCGACAUAAAUGGGGGAAAUGAUUGUUAGUUGUAUUGUUAAAAUGUUGAAAAAAAUUAUUUCAAAAUACAGAAAAUUGAUUUUUUUUUAUAUUGAACAGAAGCAUUGUUAAUGACAUCAAAUUUUAGCUAAGCAUUGUUAAUUCUCACAGAACUUUGGCAAGAAAAUUAAAAAUUAUUUAGGUUAUCUUAUUUUUGGGUGAAUACGGUACUUUGACUGAUAUUCGGUUAAAUAUGGUAACUUUCAAAAGCUUGUCAGUACCAAAGGUGUUAAUGUACAAUAAGUAACCAUGCAGAGAACUUCUCAUAGAUUUUAUUACUUUGAACUGUUGCUGGCCUUGUGACAUCAGCUUUUAUAGUUUUCUUGGUUAACAAAUCUAGUUUUUUAAAUUUAUUUUGUAAAGUUUGAAAACAUUGCUUUAAUCUUCAUCCCAACUAGAACAUUGUAAAUGUACAUUAAUUUUUGAGAAUUUUGCAUAUUAAAAAUUGAGAUUAUCCAAGUUAAAGUGGCAUUUGUGUAUAAUUAAGCAGCUGUUGAAAUUCAGAACUGAGUGUAAGUCUGUCUUGGAUGAUGGUAAGUACAGUGUUCUUUAUCUUAAUUUAUUGCUUUUAGGAUGCCCAGUUCCUUGAUGUGUGUAACGCUAUGUGCUAGUACAAAUGUUGCGUGUGAGCAAAUAGAAUGCUGCUGUUUCUGCCUCUGUUGUUGUCUUGCCCAAGUCUGGUUCACGUUAUUUUGGAUCCACUGGCUCGAAAUUUCACAUUUUGAGGUAUUGCCUGCGGCAGUGGCACCCAAAUUAUUAUUCUUAAAUUCAAAUUAUUACCUAGCAUCUGAAAGUGGCUUUAUGUAAAAAAUGUAGCUCUCGCAAAUUAUUACUGAAUGAAUGUGUAAAGUAUUGUUUUAGCUGUUGGCUUGUUUUACCGUUCUUAAUUUUUUCUAAUUUGCUUUUGACCAUAUUGUUAAUUUUGUAGCUGGAUUUUGGUUUGGUAGCUUAUGAAUAGUUUUAAAAAACCAAUGCAACUUCAAGCAUUUUGAAAAAAAAAAAAAAAAAAAAGUACUGUUCCAGGCACAAGAAAUGUCAAAUAUGUCAUGAUGAGGGGAACUCUACACAGCUUGCUUUUGUUAUGAACUUAUGUGGUAUAUGUGGAUGUCAUUUUAGAGAUCCAUUAAUUGAACAUUGUCCUCCGAUCUACAGUCAAAGGCUAAACUAAUAAUGGCUGGACUUUCUCCAGCUUAUUAUGGUUGGAUCAGCGCAUCGCUGUUAUGAUAUUCUACGUGCCCGCCGUCGUGGUUUUGUCACUGGUGGAGUCGAGGCAAAAACAGAUGCAGAAACACUACUGACUGCGAGGGAAAUAUUGUGUUGUAAUUGUUCCCUCGUUGCUGCUUUGUAUUUGUUUCUUGUUGCUUGUUGUUGAGGUGUUCUGCCUGUUGACAUGAUGCAGACUCGUACAUAAAUAUAGGUAUAAAUAUAUAGAUAUGUGGUGUGGGAAGUUUAUGAAGUAGAAGUUUUUUAACCAAAUGUAUCUUGCAUGGUUUGAAAACAAAACGUAAUAAGUGAAGUGUUUAACUAAGUCAUUUGUCCUCCAUUGUGUCGUAGCAAGUAGCAAAAAUGCGUUCAGUGCUUCUGAAAGCACUUACAUUAUCAAGUGACAGAAUGCCAUGUUUUCACUUUUCCAUUAUUGUGCUGUAUUUUUAUUAUAUAUAGAACUAUAAUACAUACAUAUAUUUAUCAAUAAAUGUUAACUGAAUGUGUUUUAAUUAAAAUUUUGACUUAUAUGUGUUAUUGAUAUAAACUGUUCAAUAUGUUGGUGUAAUCGAGUGUAAUUGUAAAAAAAAAAAAUGUUAGUAUUAAGUAUUAAAUAAGUGUUUGUUGUAAAUUUGAAAUUGGACAGGCAUUAUGUAAGAUUCCAUUUUCCUUUAUUCUCAUUGUGAUUUGCAUUUGUGCAAUCAGUUUUUACUAAAUUAUUGUAUUAUGUUCAGUUUCGUAUAAAUUAUUUUGCUGUUUUUUCUUUAGAAAGAGUUUUUAUGUUUCGUUGGUUGAUUGCUGUUGAACGUGUAGCAUUUUAAUUAGCCUUGUACAUAGUUUUUGUGGAUGUCAGUGCAUGUAGUACACAUAGCUCAUUUAGCAACGUGUUCUUUCACGCAAUACGAUGAAUCAUUCACUCGGUACUAGGACGUGUGUUGUUUGUUGCGCGGAGGUCCUGUAAGCUCUCUUUGCUCAUUUCAUUCUCUCAUCUCACGUUUCGAAGGCUGCCGUGCAAAUGCCAGGUCUCGCUCCUCGCGCUCUUCAACUCUGCAUUCGGACGGACGAUCGAGCACAGGUGUUUGCGUGCGGAGGGGAGGCGGGGGGGGAGACGAUGAGCGAGCACGGCAGCGUGCAGUCUCACCAGAUGCCUUAAGCGUGGAGCAUGCUUGUGUUGACACAAAGGGAUGGCACCACAUAUCACAGAUCUGCCACACCUCGGGUGGACGUGGGACUAACCUAACCAAAGAUAACGAAACACAAUACUAUGAUGAUUUACCUCGUAUGUGGUGGGCCCAGAACCCACUGAGCACUAAAUACACACGUGUGUGUGUAGAUAUAUAUAUGUAGAUUGUCGUAGUGUGUAGAGCACUUUUUGUUUUCCAUUUCUGCAUUUUGGUUGUGACUAAGAUAUAAGAAUAAAAUUAAUUCUGUCUUUUUUUUUUUUUGAUACCUUGAUUUGGUGAAACAGUGGUAUGGAUGCGGGUGAUGCAUGUGAGGAAGUGCCUUGAAAAUACUGUGCGCAGUAGGCACAAACUUAAGACUUGCCAGUAGACAUGGCAUCGUCUCUAGAUACGUGGGUGGGGGGGACAUGUCGCUUCAGACUGCUCGCUCUGCACAUCAAAUUGAGCUUAGAUGAUUCAUGUUCGUACUUAAUGUUUGUGAACUGUCUUCUUUUUCAGGAUACAAAUUACUUUUAAUACAUAUAUAUAUUUCUAAUGGUAAGUUAGACUUUUUUUGUUUAAAGGCCCCUUUUUAUUGCUACAUGUAUGGUUGAGCUAUAAGUUGCGAUGGACAUGUGAGACCCUUUGGAAUGAUUGUUGACGUGUUGUGGCAACGCACGUUACCUCCCGUUACUUUGUCGACGCCGUGCCCACUUGCUUGAUGUUUAUAGUAUUCGUGUUGAGAUUAUGGAUGAUGAUUCUUGUGGAAGAUGUCCGCAUUCACUUUUGGCAUGUUCGAAGCAGGUGACUAUUCAACACAGGUGGAUUGUGUGCCGUGCAGAACUCCUCUCUCGUGAUUCAACUUGUCCGUUUGUUCUACCAUCUUCCUGUGCCCACUGUGUCUAUUCCAGCUAAUGUUUUCAAUAAAAACCAUUGUAAUUGUCGGAACAGUUAGAUUCACUAAUGGUAAAGUUUUUUUUGUUGAAAAAAAAAUUAUAGUUGUAGAGAUAACUCACUUCUAGUCAGUUGUUAACAAGUUGUUUAUUUGAAUGUCGUGCCUUACUUUUGAUGAUAAGCAUGCAGACUAUGUAACACCAUGCCACUUUGUUCAGCUGAACAAUAUGAUUGCCUUACAAACAAAAUAGCAUCACUCGUUUCAGUUCAUUUCUUGCCUUCCGUUCACAGAUAUGUUCAUUUUCAUAAAGUUGUUGGGUGAGUGUUUUGAGGUGAUUAUUGCUGCUGCAUUGGCACCAAUUUAUUUUAUGAGUGAUGCUUUUCUGCAUGCAGUUGUUAAUGAAUGGCCUUUUCUUUUUAUGUGUGGCAUUAGAUUCAAUCUUUGACUUUCCUGCUAUAAAUUCAUGUGACUACUCUUAUGCUGCUACUCGCUUCCACCCCUCGAAGUCAUGCUUCUAGCUGCAAGUAAUGUGUUUUAAGGUUCAGGUAUAGAUGAGCAGACAACUGUAACAUGGUCAGCAAAUUUUUGAUUCGAAAUUGAGUUUUAUGUCAUCAGUCUGUAACAUAUCACAAUCUAUAUCUUGCUGGCUUCUGUAGCUUGUGUGAUGAUCUGGUGUGUGUUUUGUGUGUGAGAGAGAAAUAGAGAGACAGAGCAAGAGAGAGAGAGAGUUGAGAAUCUUAAUAAGUCCAGAGAAAUUUUAUCAAUAAUUCUAUUGUGUUAAUAUUUUCGAACUUCUUGUCUAAGGGAAGAAGGGGUUGUAACGUGGUAUAGGUUAACAUUGUAUUGGUGUUGGUAAUUUUUUUUUAAGGUUUGUUGCAAGUAAUUGCUGUGAUUUGUGUGAUAUUGUAUAUAACAAAUAUUCAUCCAGGUUUCUUUGUGAACGAGGCUGGUAUUUUGUUUCCAAUCAUAGUAGGAUCUUAUUUUUAUUAACUAGAUUAGCAAAUUUUGUUAAGUCUAAACUGAUGUGUGUUUACAGUCAUAUGGUCAUGGUACAAUUCAGGAGGGAAAAAUAUGAAUAAUUUUUGUACUUUUACGGAAAAUAUUUUUGGCCUUAAGUUAAUACUGGUACAGUAUUUACUUUUUCCUGAAAAGAUAAUGUUGCAAUAAUUCAUUUGUUUCUUUUGGUGUUUCUGUUAUGUCAGUAUACUAUAAGCUAAUCAAAAUACAAGAUUAUAAACCACUACAUUUGUCAUUUUGGGAAUUAGUGUUAAGUUGUGUAUUGUGGUAUGACUAUGGUGAAGUGAGCGUUGAGUUUGUGGUAUUAGUACGUGCUGGUUAGCAUUUGCAUGUGUUAAAAAAAUUUUAGUAAGGAUUUUGCUUAACUGUAAAGUGUUGAGCAGCCGAUAUUUGUUGGAAGGAAAUACAUACCAUAAAUUUGGCAACCCAAUCAAGUCAACUUCUGCUACCAUAUUUAAUAGAGCUGGCACGAAGGCAAGGCCGUGUAUACCCGCGUAAGGGUUGUCGCAUCUAUAAUCUUGAGCAUAAAAAUCUUCACCAUAAGGGUUGCCCUCGAAUAUUGGUCUCACAAUUUUUCCUCUCCAGUAGAACACAAGUGAAGUCUUUUCGCUUUAUGACGCGUGUGUCUGCUUAUUGCCGCUUAUACUUUUUUUUAUACCCAUGAUUCAUUUUUUCUGUCUGUUGUAGAUGUAUUUUUUUACUCGUCCCCUUCCCCAAACUCCAAGUUCCCUUAAUUAAGAACAAGCAUAUCUUUACAGCAGUAUAGUCAUGGAUGUUGCAGCUUAAAAGCAUGGCAAUCUCGCACACAGACAAUGUUGGGACACAGUUGGUUCGCAAAAACCUGUUGAGGUAGACACUUGACGAUUGUGUGCGGUACCAGUUCAUGUACAUUUGUGAUGAGCCAGGGAGCGGGAACCCGUAGACACUGGUGCAUGGCCACUUGCGCACACACGACCAUCGCUUUUCCCCUCUGGCUGGUUUAUUUUUAGAUUUCCCCUCUUGCAAAGUGCCAGCGGGGCGGCAUCACUUGGUCACCUACCGGCGGAAAACGCAGCACAUUGGUGCAGAUCACGAUGCUUUACACGCCCUUUUCAACAUGUAACACAUUUACUGAAACCCAACCAACACAGGCUAGUUAAUAAUGCACUCAUUCAAUCACACAAUGGAAUGCUGUUGUUUUUAUAUAAGGGUUGUACUUAGUGUUGCUAAACAAAAAACGUGCAUAAAAUGUGCGGCCCAUACGCGGGUAAAUAUGGUUUAAAAUGCUUUACCCAAACAGUUCAAUUUUCAUUUGUUUAUUGUUUGCUGAUAAAUUGCUGAUGUUAGUUAUUAGUAAUUAGUGGAAGUUUGUAAACAUAGGUGCAGUUUCAAAAUGUCUGCUUGAAUAUAAUUAAUAUGAUUGCAUUUAAGUAUUUUAAAUUGAAAGCAUCAUCUGUGCUUCUUUUUUUGCAAGUACUCCAAAUUUUAACAUUGUAUUUUGCAAAACUUAAGUUACUUUGGGUGCACAAAGUUGAAAUUCCUGGCAAGAGUAAAUUUUAAACGAAGUUAUUGUUUGCUGCCUUACAUCAUUACAUGUUGGAGUUAAUUUAAUUUAACGUUUAUUAUUUAUUAUUUACAAUAGAAUACAACCGUUGUUGGUUGCCAUACACACAAAAUGUAUGUAGUGUAGUUAAAAAAAUUUUUUAUUGUAAUUAACAAAGUAUUUAAUAUGGAACACCGAUCAUCUGGAUAUUAAAUUAAAUUUUGUGGCUGGUGUGAAAUAUUUCAAUGAAAUAAUUUUACUGCAGUCACAAAAUUUGCAGUGGUUAAGAACUUCAUUCAAUAGAACAUAAUUCAGAUGCUCAGUGUUUCAGACACACUUAAGACCAUAAGUGGUAAAUGGGUUUUCAACUUGUUUGUUGUAAUGAACCUGCUGCUGUGAUGUUUGUCAGUCAAAUGCGUACUCACCCUUUUUAUGAAUGUAUUUGUGUGUUUUUUUGUGUAUAUAUAUAUAUAUAUUACUAUUUGGUUUUUAUAAAAAAAAGAUGAAACUAUAAAGUUUAAACAUUGGUAUUAAAUAUAAAAGUUGUUAUAAAACAAUAAAAAAUACUUCCCGGGUGGUUAGAUUACCUGCACAGAAUGAAGUUAAAAAAAAAAAAUUAUCUUGAAAUCUCGCUUAUUGCUAUUCAAAUAUUUAAUAACUUAAAUAUCCUCUAAAAUGUAAACUUGGCUAUACUAGCAUUCACAUGUAAUGUAAAUUGUCAGAGAAACACGACCUUGUGGCAACACGUAAGAAUGUGAACGUAAUCGCCAAGUAUCGUUGAAAAUGUUUUCCAGAAUGGCCAUUGUGUAUUUCUCGAAGAUGUGGCACAGGUUAUUUGCAACGUACAGUAAACACUUGUGUGGUGUGCACCAAAUGUGUUUUUUUUUUUUCCAAGUGUGCUUUUACUAUUCUGGAGCCAGAAAAUAGUUCUAGUUGAACGAUGGUGGAUGUGUUGAAGGUGACUGCUUUAUUCCAGGGUGUGCAGUGCAGUAGCCUCGUCGCGUUCUAGGCAGUGCUUUUCGAACAGGGGUUGCUCAGGGUUGCAUCUAGGCCUGUGUGUUGGGGUGUAGGUCGUCAACUCGAGUGUCAUUAGGUACCCAGUUUUAAUACUUACCAGGCAAACACAGCAGAAAUUAUUAUAGCAUAACUUUACUAGGCAAUUUAUAACUAAGAUGUUUUUUUAUUAUUUUUACAUAAUUAUAACUGUUAAUACAUUUUAGAUAUAGUGCUAAUCUAUGUAUGCUCUCAUUUUUUUGUGAUAGUGGUUUUUGCAGAAAAAUUUUGUUUUGGUUGUUGGGAUGUGUGUGUGUGCUAUGGAUUAUGCCGUGGUUAAGUCCAGGUAGUGUCUUACAAAAACCUGUAGAUUAUAAACUUGCGAAUGGUGAUAAUUUUAUGACUUAAAAUUGCUAAUCAAUUUUCAUAUGGCUGCGAUAACCUACAAAAACUUUGAAAUUAAUUUAUAGUGACUUGUAAGUAUGUACAGCAAGGUGAGUGGUAUGUUUUCUUGUAAUGAAUUAAAUUUUUGGUGUAAAAAAAAUUUAUGUAUUGUGCCAUUUAAGGGUAACACUUUCUGUUACCUUGUGUGCAAAUAUCACACAAAGUUUGCGUUGCAUUUUGUAAGCGAAUACAAGUCUUUAACAAUCAUGACUGUCGUAUAAAUAAUAUUCCUUUGUGUAGCUCUUAUGUAUUGAUGGUGCAAACCUAAGAUUCAUGUGUAUGUGUAUAUAUGUUAUUUCAGUAGUUAAAUAGCAUAUCUCCUGAAUUGGAAUGAUAGUGUGAUACCUUAAAGCACCAGUGUUGUGGGUGACAACUUGUUUAAAUGGCUUUGUGAUAGGUGCAGUACCUGACCUUUGUAAUGUUAUUGUCACGUUAUCGAGCUCUAAAUCCAUUUUUAUCUGGUAUUUUUGUUAACAAAUCUAGCUUUCCUAUAUUUUCAGUGUUACUGCAUUCAACGUUAUACUUGUAUUUUUUUGUUUGAAACAAAAUAUUACACCUUCCUAAAAAGUACAAAAUUAUAUAAAUGUUUUAUUUAACUUAGCAGCAGCAUUUUAACUGCUAUUGAUUUAGUUGGCUUUUAUGUGUAAGGAGUUGUUCGGUCAUAAUUCAUUUGAAAUUGCAUAUUUGUAGUAAUUGUUCAUUAUUAUUGUGUUAUCGGUUUGUCCUCGGGAAUACAAAAAAGUGUGUAGGGUGUAGAGGCUUUUGGUUGCGAAUGUUACCAAGUAGACCUAGCCGUGUGAAAGUUGCGUGUCCAGGACUGCAUAUCUGCUCGAAAAUUCAAGCCUGCGACAGUGGCAGAAGAGUGCCGAUGACAUAUCAGCUUGUUGCGUGCGCCCCCCUCUUCUUGACCCUAAAGUUCGGUUUCAACACAACAGAGCUGGUAGUUGUUGGAAAAAAACUAAUUUUUUCAUAUAGAUGUUCACUUUGUUUCAAUGUUAGCACCACAUAUCAGUAUUUCUUGCUUCAUUUACGCCAAUGCUUGAGGCUUGCUAGCAUUAGUUACCGUUUGAAAAGCAGUUUGGUGCUGUUAAUGUUAUUAUAUUAUUAUGAGUUCCUCAGUUAGACACUCCUUAAUAAGAUGGCUCUGUUAUUGAUUUUAUGUUUGAACAAGUCACGUCUUGUUUUCUGCAUAAAUUUACAAAAAGUAAAAGUUGGGCGUGUGUUUAAAGAAUCAUGAAAUAAACCAUGACAUCACCGAAGCUGUCAUUCUGAAAUUAGUGCCAAACAUGUUCUCUUUAUAGCAUAUAUAUUGUUUCCUUGUUUGUUUGUUUUUUUUUUCCAACCCUUUAAGAUAUACUUUUAUUUUAAUAUUAAAGACUAAAAAAAAAUUUGUGUUUAAGUUUUAAAAAUUUUAACUUUUCAGGACAGUAUUUUUAUUUUUCCCUGUUUGACUGUAAGCACUUGAGCCCGGUGGAGGUGAUUGCAUGUGUAUGUAGCAAUCAAGACUCAACAUCAAGUGAAAUUCAAGUACCUGUGUUAUGGUUUGCCAAAAACCAAGAAGCUGUAGAGUGCAAAGAGGCGAUAGCCGCGCCUACCACGCCUGGCUUCUGUUCUGUGCCGCACCGCGCCAGCUUUGCAGCGCUCACCGUGUCUAGACUGUGUUCACGAAUGUUGAGUAACAUUCUUUAUUAUCCAUGUGUCACAAAUUGACUGACAAAACCAUUGUAACAGUAAGCUUAAGUACAUUCUCUAGAUGUAUUUAAACUGUAAGGUACACAGCGUGUGCUGUGUGAAUACUGGUGUGUAAAUAUUGUGUUUAUAAGUAUACAUAGUCAUAAUUGUAGUUGCUAAUAAUAUGAAAAUCAAACCAUGCAAGAUGUUUUUUAUUAACUUUUGUUGGUAAAUUGGGUGGUAAGUAAAAAAAAAAUCUUUUUAUUUUUUAACUGCCUUAGAUAUGAAGAAAUAUUUUAUUUGGGUUUUCUGCCUAGUUCGUAAAUAUUUUCUAUUGCACCUGGUCCAUGCAUAAGUUACAAUUACGAAAGAUUAUUAGUUAUAUCCCUUUUGAAACACGACCAUGUUGUCAAUGCUCAGGGUGAUAAAACUAGCUUAAAUGUGAUCCUGUUUGAACGGUAGCAAAUAAAAAUCUGUAAAAAUUGAUACAUAUAUACAUAUAGUUUAUGUGCUUAUGCUACACCUUUUAAAAGCAUUGAAAUGUGACAAUGAAAUGUUUUCCAGAUGAUUGUACUGCAUUAUGUACAUACAUGAAUAAAAAUGCCAUAUAUUGAUAUUUGUUUUCAGAUAACUGGUACUUUGUAUGAGGUAAAUAAAUUGUGGUUAGCAUGCAUCAAGUGUGUGGUUACAUCAUGCAUGUAUUUAAGAUAUCUUGUUACGAGACUGGAAGAAGAGGUACAAUGACAAUGUAUUAUAAAGUAUGUAGUAUAUGUACGAACAUCACAAAACAUCAUUUAUGAAUCCACUCUGUGUUCCACAGUAUAUAAGGGGAAUCCUAAUAUGUAAUCUCAUUAAUUUAAGAAGAUUCUAUAGUCGUAUGAUUGUAUACACUAUCUUGGGGGAAAAACAAAAAUUGACGUUUCAUACAUCCAGUUUUACAGUUUCAUCAAUUUGACAUGGCCUAAAAACUCUACCAUAGAUUAGUACAAUGAGUAAUAAAAUGGUCCCAUGAUUGUAGAGGGAGAAACACAUACUUGAGGGUGGUUCGAACUGGCAUAAAGGGUGGACGACACUUGAGAUUUCACUCACAAACUAGGUGUUAGUUUUGACUGGAAAUCAACGUAGUUUUAGACAUGUGUUUUCCAAGUGUCGCAAAUCAAACCACAUUUUUACAAGCUUGGAUGUGCUACACGCCAGUGGAAAAGUUGAGAAUCUCUAUGUCAUAAAAUUGUGGAACUUGCACCAUUUUCCAAAAUGAAUUUGUUUGUCUUUGUAAACCAAUGAUCACCAUAAAAAAUAACAUGGUUGUUGUGCCUAAAUGGAGUGUAUCCAUUAUCCAUCAAACAUUUCAUGCGAAGCGAGCACGGGAGGUGUGUUGGGUGGUGUUGUUCAAUACGCUAUGCUGGAAGGUUCCUUGGCAGUUCAGAGUGUAUAUUUUGGUUAUGGUUAUUAGGCUGUUGUGGUCGAGAGCUGGUCAAGUGCUUUGUGUAAUAUGGAGAAGCAAUUUCCUCACGUAUCGUGUGAAAAUUAAACAAUCUAUAUGGGCAAUAGUUUUUGUUACCAGUAUUGUACUGUAUUUUGAAACAAGACAUUGUAAUUGUAUGUUAAUGUAGUCGAGUGUCCUUGAGACAGGAUAAUUAUUUUCGGCAUCUGAAACUGAAACCAGAGCUCAGGGGACCAGGGUUGGUAAGCCAAAUUAAAAUAAAAGUGAUAAACUCAGAAAAAAAAAAUAUUUAAAAAAAUUACAAAAAAAAUAGCUCUUUCUGAUAGAACAUUUAAAUGCCAAUGUAUUGUAAAGUGAAUGAAUUGUAGUCUGAUUUGACAUAAACAUGCGCUUCUCAAUUUAUUAUUUGUAUCUUUCUGUGAAUGUAAAAGACUAGUGUAAUUCAAUAAAGGUUGUUCUCAAUGUAA